CUUAGUUCCGCCAACCCUGGAUGUGCAUCCGGCCUUCUCCUGCCCUGUGAAGUUGUAGUGACCGGGUGGGAGAGAUCCCUCUGCUAGUGCGUUGUCCUCGCUAAGGACCUGAACGAAACGCGAUCUCGAAAGCUCAGGACUCCGGUGACCCCACUCACCUGCAUUAUGGCAGUCCCAGGUUGCAACAAGGACAAUGUCCGAGCAGGCUGCAGAAAAUGUGGCUACCCUGGUCAUCUGACUUUUGAGUGCCGCAAUUUUCUUCGGGUAGACCCCAAAAGGGACAUUGUGUUGGACGUCAGCAGCACAAGCAGUGAGGACAGUGACGAAGAAAGCGAGGAGCUGAACAAGCUUCAGGCUCUGCAGGAGAAAAGAAUAAAUGAAGAAGAAGAGAAGAAAAAGGAAAAAAGCAGGGAGAAAAUUAAAUUGAAAAAAAAGAGGAAAAGGUCUAACUCCAGCACCACUGAAGAGGACUCUUCAAAACAAAAGAAACAGAAGUAUCAGAAAAAAGAAAAGAAAAAGGAAAAAAAGAACAAAUCCAAAAAAGGAAAACAUCACAAAAAGGAAAAAAAGAAGAGAAAAAAGGAAAAGCGUUCUUCCCCUAACCGUUCUGAAGUCACCAAAAAGUAACAGAGUCUUGGGCCUAACUCAGGAAAUUGAAGAAUUCAGUUUUUUUAAGUAUUGAACCUUCCUUGGAAUUGCUAUAUAAUUACGCUUUGCAGAAAAAUCCCAGCCUCUUCCAUAAAGACGUUUUUCACCUCCUGGGGCCCUUCCCUCCCUGCCCGUCUGUAUUAAACCCAUCUCCUUACUUGACAGCUUGUCCCAAGUCUAGAUGUGUGCACUCACAGCACAUCACUUUGGCUGUUUGUGUCUCGGUGUCUAGCUGUCUCGGUAAGUUAAUUAGCACGAGGCUUUCCUGCGAUCAAAGGAGUAAUCUACAUGGCAGCUCCUGAGUCUUGUCUGCCUUCCAGUGGUAAAGCUGCCUCGGCGGUAGUGAUUCGCUCUUGAUACUGAAUAGCUUUAUGUACUCUGUAAUGUAUGGAAUAGUGAAGCUCUUCACUAUUGUUUUAAACCUCUAGACUUUUUAAAUAACAUCACUGAGGAUAAAACCACUUUACUGAUCUUAAAUAGUAAGUUUUUAAAUGAGUGGGAUCUACAGAAGAUAAUAAUGAAAGUAUUUAUAACAGUGUCAUUGUUUUAUGAAAUGCUUGUUUCUGGCACUUGCCUCCCAUGAUUUUACAACAAUUAAAACAGCCCUGUUUUUAAAACAAUCAUCUAGCUUACUAGAAAGUCUGGCAGGGAGAUUCUGUGCUGGUCCAGACUAUUAGGGUAGAUGCUGGGUUGAUCUACAAAUGGGCCACAUUGGCAUAUCUUAGGCGAUACCUCAAACACAGGGCUCUCUGUGUGGUAACAGCAAAGUCCUCAUUACAACUGAUUUCUACUAUGUCCAGUGUAUGCAAUACUUGCAUAUAUGUGUAUUAUGGCAGUUUUUAAUGAAUGUUUGCAUAUAUAUUUAUUUUUUCUGAAAGGGUUUUAGAGUGAGUUUCACACUGAACUUCUGGCUUCGUGGAUAAUCAAUGUUGAUAUUUUCUCUUUCACUUCAGUCACAGAUCUUAGUAGCACUGUGAGAAUUUUUAAACUAAGAUUUUCAUCCCGUACUUUUUAAAAUUGAAGACUUGGAGGUAGCACCAUGAAAGCCUUUGUAUAGUAAUGAAGUUUGUAUAUAAAUAAGAAUGUUCAGUGACAUGUUAGCGGAUUUAAGUGUUUCUUACAUUUUUAACUUCAUGGUCAUCAGUGUAGUUUAACAUCUAGUAUUCCCUAAUGCCAGCAUGUUAACUUACUGUGCCAUAAAAGCAUUGAAAACCAACCUGUUAUCAUAGGACAGCUCCAGAGUUUCUGAGUGCCUUGUUAUGCUGCACUUAAUACAUCUUCCGAUUGGUAAGUACACUUGUGCUGGGCAAAUUUAUGGCCAUAAAAUCAGAUACAUACACGUGGCCUUGCAGGCCGAGAGCUUUACCAAUUUUCCCCUUACCCAGCACCCAAACUGACAUUUCCUGAUUGCCUCAGGGACGCCUGGGAAGUCCCCUAACACCCUCGUCUCUCUCUGCUCAGGUUGCAGAGAAGCUGCAGCACAGCCUUCCACACACCGCUCCCUCACACUGACGUACGUGCAGCUUCCGCUCUUCCACAAACUGGCUACUCUCCCAGCCCAUAGAAACGUAAUCUUGUUUAGAGUGUUAUCAGUUGUUUGAACUAAAGCACAGAACUUUGAGAUUUUUAAGGAAUUGUUUUGUCUAUGCUUACUUUGUGGAAGUUCAGUUAUCUGAAUUAAUAAAAUAUUAUUUGGAUUAAUAAAAA
Rattus norvegicus (Norway rat) is the source of this 2355-nucleotide messenger RNA. It is a transcript of the gene Srek1ip1, whose product is annotated as SREK1-interacting protein 1. Lineage: Eukaryota; Metazoa; Chordata; Mammalia; Rodentia; Muridae. Gene Ontology annotation, molecular function: zinc ion binding; nucleic acid binding. The transcript is spliced from 5 exons. The record is from RefSeq and is marked validated. Bases 166 to 627 code for a protein of 153 amino acids.